AUGGGAAUGGAAGAAACUAAACUGAGUAACACUACCGUCUCCUCGCGGAGCAUGAUACCCACCAUUCCCUCGGUGAUGUUCAUCUUUGGAGUGGUGGGCAACGUCAUCGCCAUCGUUGUGCUUUGCAAGUCCAGAAAGGAGCAGAAAGAGACAACGUUUUACACUUUAGUAUGUGGUCUUGCUGUUACGGAUCUUUUAGGGACCGUUUUAGCCAGUCCCGUCACUAUUGCUACAUAUGUCAAAGGCUCCUGGCCGGAUGGGGACCCACUGUGCCAAUAUUUCGGAUUUGUCGUACUAUUCUUUUCCUUGGCCGGUCUUAGUUUAAUAUGCGCAAUGUCUAUAGAGAGAUACCUGGCAAUCAAUCAUGCUUAUUUUUACAAUGAAUAUAUCAACCAGAAACUGGCAGGCUUCACACUUUUCGGCAUAUACAUGUCCAACAUAUUUUUUUGCGCGUUACCAAGCAUGGGUUUUGGAGAGGUGAAGAUGCAGUACCCACAAACUUGGUGUUUCAUUGACUGGAGGAGUAAUGUGACCACGAACGCAGUCUACUCCUAUAUGUAUGCGGGGUUGAGCUCUAUUCUCAUCCUAGUUACCGUCAUCUGUAACGUACUGGUGUGCGGGGCUCUUAUCCGAAUGCACCGGAGGUUCGUACGGAGGAUGUCACUCGGGAAUGAACCGGGACGGAAUUCUGACUUCGGAAAAAGACGCAGCUUUGGUCGCUUGGCGGGUGCAGAAAUCCAAAUGGUCAUACUGUUGAUUUGCACAUCUGCCGUCAUACUAAUUUGUUCAAUUCCUCUUGUUGCCCAGGUGUUCAUCAACCAGCUGUACCUAACAGAGGUGGAGAAGAGGAUUGAGAAGAACCCUGAUCUCCAAGCCAUCCGGAUUGCCUCCAUCAACCCCAUCCUUGAUCCCUGGAUCUACAUCCUGCUGAGAAAAGCAGUGCUCCUGAAGCUGGUCCAGAACAUCAAGUGCCUCUUCUGCAAGGUGGGGGCCUGUCACUCGGGGCAGCAGGGAGGCCAGGGGGCCUUUCACUGCCGGGAUGGACAGCAGCUGUCGUCCGUCAUCUCACGAGACGGCGGCUCGAUGGCGUCUCACGACCUGAGGGAGGUCAGCAGCACCUCGCAGACUCUCCUCUACCUGCCCGAGGGCUCCGAGGGCUACAGCUGGCAGGCGGAGGAGCGGUCAGUCGGUGGGCCACGCGGCUCUGAGUGCCCCUCCCUGGAGGCAGGGGACAGGGCCAGCUAUGGCUCAGAUGGCCCGUCAUUGGAGGAGGGGAAGGAGCUGUAAGCUCAUGUAAGCUAUCAGACACUCCAGAUGGAGAGCAUCUGAGAUGUGCAGAAGAACUGAAAAAGAAAAACUGAAAAACUGAAAACCUAUACCACCCACACAAACAGGCAUUCACAUACACACAUUGACUCAGUCAAACUUACUGAUUCAUUCAAAUGCAUAAACACAUCUCCAGAGUCAAGGCAGCUGAGAAAAUAUACUUCCAUCCUUAAACUAAAUUAGGCUAAUGAAAGUCAAAAUCCUCAGAUUGUUGGAUUGCAGACAUUAGAUAUCUAUUUAUGUCAUUACAUAGGCUACAUUUUAUAUAUCAUAAAAUUAAUUAUUCAGGAGGGCUCUUACCUGAUGACAACUGAAAAGUUUUGUUUGGUAUUUUCCAUGUGCCAACCUUUAGUUAGAUACCACGGCAAAGACACAGAGGGAAGUGUGUGUUCAUUUUAUCAUACCACUUCUCCUAAAUAUGUCAGAAUGAACAAACUAACCACUGUCUUUGUAUUUGUCUGCCUUUGAGUAUAUUGAUGCAGGUGCCAUUACACUACGUAACUUGUAGAG
Molecule: messenger RNA, 1836 nt
Organism: Sardina pilchardus (European sardine)
Lineage: Eukaryota; Metazoa; Chordata; Actinopteri; Clupeiformes; Clupeidae
Gene: ptger4a
Product: prostaglandin E receptor 4 (subtype EP4) a
Exons: 3
Coding region: 1-1287 (428 amino acids)
Biological process (GO): negative regulation of inflammatory response; cellular response to prostaglandin E stimulus; adenylate cyclase-activating G protein-coupled receptor signaling pathway
Cellular component (GO): plasma membrane
Molecular function (GO): prostaglandin E receptor activity
Source: RefSeq, a predicted model, not a curated record